Messenger RNA from Ceratotherium simum simum (southern white rhinoceros), 1275 nucleotides. The record is from RefSeq and is a predicted model, not a curated record. NCBI's taxonomy places the organism in Eukaryota, Metazoa, Chordata, Mammalia, Perissodactyla, Rhinocerotidae.
AUGGCGGUGACGAUGCUGCAGGACUGGUGCAGGUGGAUGGGCGUCAGCGCUCGCAAGGGACUGCUCAUCCUGGGCAUCCCAGAGGACUGUGAUGAAGCCGAACUCCAAGAGUCUCUGGAGGCUGCCCUGUGGCCCAUGGGCCACUUUACUGUGCUGGGCAAAGUGUUUCGAGAGGAGGAUAAUGCCACUGCGGCCCUGGUCGAGCUGGACCAGGUGACCUGGGAAGUCAGCUAUGCUUUGGUCCCCAGGGAAAUCUCAGGCACCGGGGGUCCCUGGAACAUGGUCUUUGUGCCCCAUUGCUCAGGUGAGGAGUUUCUCGGUCAUGUGUUCCACUUCCUGGAGCAACAGGGGCAGACGGUGGAGAGCGUGGACGGCGCCCUGGGGCUGGGGCUGCGCAGGGUGUGCUGGCUCUGAUUGGUCAUUCAGGCGGUCCGGCCUUGGGUGGAGACCAUGGGAUACCAGCGCCUGGGCGUGUUUUCCGGGAGGGACCAGGCGGCCCCCGGGGAAGAGUCCUUUGAGGCCUGGCUCGACCACACGGCUGACAUGCUGCAUGUGUGGCAGGGGGUCUCUGAAAGGGAGAGGAGGAGGAGGCUGAUGGAAGGCCUUCGAGGGACUGCCCUGCAGCUCGUGCAGGGCCUCCUGGCGGAGAAUCCUGCCAGGACAGCACAGGACUGCCUGGCGGCCCUGAUCCAGGUGUUUGUAGACAGCGAGUCCCAGGCGACCAUCCAGGUGAAGUGUCUGACCGCUCAGCAGCGGUCAGGCGAGCGUCUCUCUGCUUUCGUGUUGAGGCUGGAAGUCCUGCUGCAGAAAGCCAUCGAGAAAGGGGGCCUGGCCGGAGCCUCAGCCGACCACGUGCGCCUGAGGCAGGUGCUCACCAGGGCCAACCUUAUUGAGCUGCUGGAUGAAGCGCUGAGGAAGCUGAGAAUGGUUGGGAGGUCUCCAAGUUUCCUGGAGAUGCUGGGGCUCGUUCGGGACUCUGAGGCAUCAGAGGCCAGUCUAGCCAGGAGCAAGAGAGCCCAGGCAGAGGAAGGGGCUGGUGCCCGGGCCAAUGCCCAGGCUGAUGCUGGAGCCAAUGCUAAGGCAGAGGAUGACAAGAUGGGCAGUGCUUCCGGGGCGGGCCCAGGAGGUCCUGGCAGUGAGCCAGAGGGCCGCACCCAGGCAGGAGAACAGGAGGCCAAGAAGCCCCCCGAGGAGGGGCUCAAGCCCAUCCAGGAGGAGUUGGGAAGCAAGGACGGGGCUGGGGAGAUGAGCCCCUCCAAGUCCUCCUUGGGCUGA